This is a messenger RNA of Myotis myotis, 739 nucleotides long. RefSeq names its product L-lactate dehydrogenase A chain-like. Bases 8 to 739 code for a protein of 243 amino acids. Gene Ontology annotation, molecular function: L-lactate dehydrogenase (NAD+) activity. The record is from RefSeq and is a predicted model, not a curated record. The transcript has 2 exons. Lineage: Eukaryota; Metazoa; Chordata; Mammalia; Chiroptera; Vespertilionidae. Gene Ontology annotation, biological process: carboxylic acid metabolic process.
UUCCAAAAUGGCAACACUCAAGGAUCAGCUGAUUGUGAAUCUUCUUAAGGAAGAACAGAGCCCCCAGAAUGAGAUUACCGUCGUUGGGGCUGGUGCUGUUGGCAUGGCUUGUGCCGUCAGUAUCUUAAUGAAGGACUUGGCAGAUGAACUUGCUGUUGUUGAUGUCAAGGAAGACAAAUUAAAGGGAGAAAUGAUGGAUCUCCAACAUGGCAGCCUUUUCCUUAGAACACCAAAAACUGUCUCUGGCAAAGACUAUAGUGUGACUGCAAACUCCAAACUGGUUGUUAUCACAGCUGGGCCAUAUCAACAAGAGGGAGAAAGCCACCUUAAUUUGGUCCAGCGUAACGUGAACAUCUUUAAAUUCAUCAUUCCUAAUGUUGUAAAAUACAGUCACAACUGUAAAUUGCUUGUUGUUUCCAAUCCAGUGGAUAUCUUGACCUAUAUGGCUUGGAAGUUAAGCGGCUUUCCCAAAAACUGUGUUAUUCGAAGUGGUUGCAAUCUGGAUUCAGCUCGGUUCGGAUACCUGAUGGGGGAGAGGCUGGGAGUUCACCCAUUAAGCUGUCAUGGGUGGGUCCUUGGGGAGCAUGGAGACUCUAGUGUGCCUGUAUGGAGUGGAGUGAAUGUUGCUGGUGUCUCCCUAAAGAAUCUGCACCCUGAUUUGGGCACGGAUGCAGAUAAGGAACAGUGGAAACAAUGCAGAUACACUGUGGGGGAUCCAGAAAGAGCUGCAGUUUUUUAA